This is a messenger RNA of Fusarium poae, 1008 nucleotides long. RefSeq lists its product as uncharacterized. The record is from RefSeq and is a predicted model, not a curated record. Gene Ontology annotation, molecular function: hydrolase activity. Bases 1 to 1008 code for a protein of 335 amino acids. The transcript has a single exon. NCBI's taxonomy places the organism in Eukaryota, Fungi, Ascomycota, Sordariomycetes, Hypocreales, Nectriaceae.
AUGAGUUUUCCUGAUCCUGAGCUCAUGAGCUAUGUUUUCAAAACUGCUCCCCCCUUAGAACCCGCUUGGUUAGAACAUGAGGAUGAAGUCAAGAAGAAGGGCCCUCCUCAGACAUUCAAUACCACCCAAGAGAGACAGCCAGUCUAUGCCCGAGAGUGUCGUGUUCUUUACGAGCAGAUGACUGCGCCAGGUGCUCGAGACUAUGAUUUAUCUCAGGGUUUCGUCAGGAAUGAGCUUACGGUGCCCUCAUCCAUGGAUGACCAUCCAAUCCCUAUUCUUCAACUAGAGCUUGAGAGUCACGAACCAGAGGUUAUAGUUAUCUUCUUCCAUGGAGGAGGCCUAAAGGUUGGCGAGGCAGAUAGUGAAGAGCUUUCGUGUCGGCAUAUCGUCAAAUCAGCGGCAGCCAAGGUCCGUCUAUACUCAGUAGGCUAUCGUUUGCUGCCCCAGAACCCAGCCAAAACAUGCCUUUCGGAUUGCCUAGAUGCUUUCAGGGCACUGCAAGAACCGUCUGCGAGGAUAAUUGUCGCCGGGAGCUCAAGUGGUGGGCAGAUGGCAUCUGCGGUAGCUCAAACGGUUCCUCAAGGAUCGAUACAUGGUCUGCUACUAAGGUGUCCUGUUACAGCCGAUAGGGCCAGUGGCGAAGAGUUUGUGCCUGAGAGACUGCGCCCAUACCACAAAAGUGUAUCCCCUACUUUCAUCUCCUCUCUGAAUAGAUACCUGAAUCGGGAUAUCCCAAGAGAUGGCUUUGAGAAACUCCCUCUGGAGGUUCCCGUAGCGGAGUUGAAGGGACACCCUCGGACAUGGAUUCAACUCACCUCCAAUGACACUCUUUACUCGGAUGGUCUGUGCUAUGGGAUGCUCCUCAGAGACGCAGGAAUCGAAGUCAAAUUGCAGGUUGAGGUUGGGUGGCCACAUACUUUCUGGCUCAAAGCUCCUCACUUGGACUUUGCAUUGACGUGUGAAAAGCAUAUGACAGAAGGCUUGAAUUGGCUUAUCAAGACGAUAUAA